Messenger RNA from Hibiscus syriacus, 1106 nucleotides. Its product is annotated as BRI1 kinase inhibitor 1-like. The record is from RefSeq and is a predicted model, not a curated record. Gene Ontology annotation, molecular function: kinase inhibitor activity. The transcript has a single exon. Gene Ontology annotation, cellular component: plasma membrane. NCBI's taxonomy places the organism in Eukaryota, Viridiplantae, Streptophyta, Magnoliopsida, Malvales, Malvaceae. The coding region runs from base 99 to 1034 and encodes 311 amino acids.
UCCAUAUUCCCCACCCCCUCUCCCUCUCUCAGCAGGGGGAAAAAUCAUUUUAUUUAAGAUACUGAAUCAGAUAUUGUGGAGUUAGCUUAAUUACAAUCAUGGAUGGUUAUCAGCAGCAAAAAACCAGGGAGGAAGUUGCAGAAAUAAAGCUAGAAGAAGGGUCAGCAGCAUAUAAGCAAUCCCCAGCUUCACCUCCUUCAGCAUCUUCAUCCCCUUCUCAUGAAUUCUCCUUCACAAUCGUAUCUCUCCAUUCUUCCUCCAACACUGUCCCGGGUAAAACCAAAACCCCACCUUCAAUGGCUAUCGAUUUGUCACCAGCUGAUGACAUUUUCUUUCAUGGUCAUUUGCUCCCCCUCCACCUCCUUUCUCACCUCCCGGUGUCUCCACGCUGCUCUACGAAUUCAUUGGAUGGAUGCAACGUUCCCGUUAGAGAUUUAUUGGAUGAACCCAAACCUGAUAAACUCAGCAGCACCGAUUGUAGAAGCAAAAGCGACAGCAAUAUCAGAAACAGCAACAAGAACCAUGGGAAUGCCAAAGUUGGUAACUUUCAUCAAAGCCACGACGUUGAAGCCAAAGGAAGACCCAAGUCCAAGUCUUUCUCCUUACCCCAUUUAACAAAGUGGCACCACCACAAAGGGCGUGGCGUUAGAGAAACAGAAGAAAAAGAGAAGCACAAGACAAAGAUGAGAUUCGACUUGAGACAUGUUUUGAAGAGAUACGUGAGGCUGGUUCGGCCGUUGUUGUUCUUCAGAGGAAGGAGAGAGAACCGCCAUCUCCAUAGGCAAUCUCACUCAUUUUCAGGCAAUUUAAGUUCGAGAAGCAAAGACAAAGACUUGAGAGCAAGGAGAGGAGAUUGCUGUUCAGCGCCGGCUUCGAUGAGGACAUCGCCUACGAACAGUGGUUUUCUUGUUGCAACCACGGGCUACUCUUCUUCAACCAGUGACAGCACCAUGGAAGAGUUGCAGGCUGCAAUUCAAGCUGCGAUUGCCCAUUGCAAGAAAUCCAUUAAAGGGGAAGACAAACUUAACUGCUAGGCCUAUUUUCGAUUUUUUUGUGUGGAUAAUUCUAGUUUCGAUUUUGUUCUUUUCAUAUUUAUCAACUUCAAU